UAUACCUAUAUAUGUGCAAUGAAAAAGAAUGAGCAGGUAAAGCCUUCUGUACUUACUUGUUCUACUUUGACAGUGCUAUUUAAGAAAGCAUUAGGUAAUAACGUUAGCUAGCUAAAAUACUUGCGGUCAUGUCAACUCCCAAGAAACUGCAAUGUUGUUUGGCUUUAUUUGAUUGGCUACUAUAGUGAGAUUAGCUACAACAAACAUCUUCACUGCCAAUGAAACACGAGGACCACGUGUCCACAGAAUGUAUAUGUUAUUUCUAAAUAUGUGUUUGAAAGUUACCUUAAUCAGAAAGUUGUUGUCAUAUUUCGCAGUAGCAUAAAUAAUCACAGCUCACAAACCCCGACUGGAAGUAACUGAAUAUGAUGAUGCACACGUUUGCCGUACAAGUUUGAUAGAUUAUUAAUGAUUAAGUUAUCGGCAAUAAAACGUUAUUUUAGUGUCAUUAUUUAAAUAUCCAUCAUCGUUAUAAUCAGGUAACAAUCAAUGCAUCUAUAUAUAGAUCACUGGAUGACAGCCCACCCAUAUGUAACAGCUAGGAACAUUUACAAUUGCGUUGUGCAUGGUAGGACAUAAUUAGGUGAAGGACAGGUCUUCAUGGAGUAAAACGUGAGUAAAUAUAUACAUUUCUUUUGGCAUCAACACAUAGUUCUAAUGAGAUGUUUUCAUUAUAACUUCACGUACAAAUUAUUUGAUGAAUUAUUUCCAUGAUAAAAGCACGUUUUUAUAAGAUUGUCUCAUCAUUCAAAGCAGCUGGAAUCGACCAUCGAGAACAUUGACGUGAACUGACCAUGAAAAAUACACUUUCUGGAGAGAGUGAGGAGGUUCCAUCUGUGGACAAACAGUCCUUGGGCUAUGUAGUGGGAUCAGUAUCAGGCAGCUUGUUUCCAAAGGAGUCUACAUCCAGCUCCGGAUCGUUAUCUGCAUUGUUCCAAGCUGCGCCAGUAGUUGACACUCUGUUCUUUGUUCCUGCUCCUAAGCCUGAACCGAGGAGCGUGGAGUUGAAGGAAGGCGCGGCCACAAAAGUCCCGAACAACCAGAAACAAACAAAGAAAGCCGCAAAGGACAAAUCAGCUGCAGACUUAUGUCUAGAAAACAGAGAAAGUGCAUUACAAAAUGCUGACGAAGACGAACAGGUCCCAAAGAUGCCCAAGAAGACUAAAAGGAAAGCUGUUGAGAUGGGAGAAGGGGGUGCGACAGAGGAGGAGGAGAGGCAGACAAAAAAACAGAGGACUGGAGCCCAAAUUGCAGAGGAGAGGGUAAAGCAGAAACGAACAGUGUUUGUCGGCAACCUCUCUUCCAGCUGCACAAAGAAGACACUACAGCUUGUCUUCAAGGAUCAGGGAGCCAUUGAAAGCAUUCGAUUUCGAUCAGUGGUAAGAGAAGAUCCAUCUGUGUCACGCAAAGUAGCAGCUAUUCAACGCAAGGUUCACCCCAAGAAGCAGAGCAUCAAUGCCUACGUGGUUUUCGAAGCUGAGGAAGGAGCCGAGAAGGCAUUGGAAAGGAACGGCAUGGAGAUUGAGAAAAACUUUCACAUCCGGGUCGACAGGGUCUCCAAAAGUUCAUUGCACGAUCACAAGAGGUCAAUAUUCAUUGGCAAUCUACCAUUCGAUAUAAACGAAUUGCCAGUGCGACAGCACUUUGAGGAGUGUGGCAAGGUGGAGGGGGUGCGGCUGGUGCGGGACAAGAACUCUGGAAUGGGCAAGGGCUUCGGCUACAUCUUAUUCCAGAGCAUCGAUGCUGUCCAGCUGGCCUUGAAACUAGACGGCUUAAAACUCCUCGGGAGGUCGGUCCGGGUGAAGAGGUCAGUGAAGAAGGAGAAAGAGAAGAAGAAUGUGGUUUCCCAGAGGGAAAGAGAGAUUAAGGGUGCAGGGAAGGAGCCUACCAAAGGGGGAUUUAAGGAGAGACCGGGCCAGGGCGGUCCCCAAAACAAGUCUUCCGGGAGGCCGCAGGGGAAGGGGCCUCAAAUCAAAUCGAUGGGGAAGCCAUUCAAGAAAAGUCUAGGUGAGGCAACGAAAGCCCCCACAGGCCCCUCUUCCUUCAAAAGGUGAGAUGGCCGACCCAAACAGAAAAAAAGCAAAGGCGAAAGCACUGAAGAAGAAACUCAAACCGAGGAAAAGGAAUCAGGUCGUACACAUUUGAUGGUCUGUGCUUUGUGCCUUUGGAUGUAAAUUAAUUUGAUAUUGUUAAAGCAGAUAAAAUGUGUUGUACAAUUUACAUGUCAGUGGAGCUAUAUCAUGAGAUGGUGUGUAAGCGUUCCUGACGUAACAUCCAUGCCUACCCACAUUUCCAGUUGAAACGGUUGUUUUUUUUAGGUUGGGGCUAUCGCACCCAAUGUAUGUAAAUAUUAACAUGUACAGUUGAAGUCGGAAGUUUACAUCAACUUAGUUUGGAGUCAUUAACUAGUUUUUCAACCACUCCACUAAUUUCUUGUUAACAAACUAUAGUUUUGGCAAGUCGGUUAGAACAUCACUUUUACACAAGUAAUUUUUCCA
Messenger RNA from Oncorhynchus mykiss (rainbow trout), 2498 nucleotides. NCBI's taxonomy places the organism in Eukaryota, Metazoa, Chordata, Actinopteri, Salmoniformes, Salmonidae. The record is from RefSeq and is a predicted model, not a curated record.